AUGGAUGGUUUAGUCAACAGCGUUAACGGUGGUGUAGUUGAACACGUUGAAAAGCUCAUUAUUGAUACUGACCCUGGGAUCGAUGAUAGUAUGGCGAUUAUGAUGGCAUUUCGUUGUCCUGAGGUGGAGGUUGUGGGUUUGACAACGGUUUUUGGUAAUGCGGCUACCGAGGAUGCCACUCGUAAUGCAUUGCUUUUGUGUGAGAUUGCAGGCCGUCAAGAUCUUCCUGUUGCAGAGGGAAGCAUUGAGCCAUUGAAGGGUGGAAGGCCUCGCGUUGCUGAUUUUGUUCAUGGUAAAGAUGGAUUAGGGAACAUAUUCCUACCUGAUCCAAAAGCUAAUAAAAUUGACAAAAGUGCUAGUGAGUUUUUAGUGGAGAAGGUAUCUGAAAGUCCUGGUGAAGUUACUGUGCUAGCACUUGGACCACUUACAAACAUAGCCCUGGCAAUCAAAAGAGAUUCAUCUUUUGCAAGCAAGGUGAAGAGAAUAGUUGUACUUGGUGGUGCAUUCUUUGCCUUGGGGAAUGUCAAUCCAGCUGCAGAAGCAAAUAUAUAUGGAGACCCAGAAGCAGCAGAUAUUGUGUUUACCUCGGGGGCAGAUGUUGUUGUUGUUGGCAUUAACAUCACAACCCAAGUGCAACUUACAGAUGCCGAUCUCCUUGAACUGAAGGAAUCAAAAGGAAAGCAUGCAUCUCUUUUGAGUGAUAUGUGCAAAUUCUAUAGGGAUUGGCAUGUAAAAUCCGACGGCGUCUAUGGAAUUUUCCUACACGACCCAGUUAGUUUUGUGGCAGUUGUGCGUCCGGAUCUUUUCACAUACAAGAAGGGAGUAGUGAGGGUAGAGACACAAGGCCUCUGUGUUGGACAUACACUUCUAGACCAAGGACUAAAAAGAUGGAAUACGAGCAACCCAUGGACAGGUUAUUCGCCAAUUUCAGUAGCUUGGACUGUGAAUGUUGAUGGGGUUCUUAGUUACAUUAAGGAGUUGUUGAUGAAACCCUGA
This is a messenger RNA of Vicia faba (fava bean), 996 nucleotides long. The record is from the annotation of a GenBank genome assembly. Lineage: Eukaryota; Viridiplantae; Streptophyta; Magnoliopsida; Fabales; Fabaceae.